ACAGCAGCAGGGUGCCAAUUGGUUGCAACAUGUGAUAUUGUUAUUGCUGGUCAGAAUGCUUUGUUUUCAACACCAGGAGCGGAGGUAGGUCUAUUCUGUUCAACACCUGGAAUAGCUCUUGCUCGUGCUGUGCCGACAAAGGUGGCAAUGGAUAUGUUAUUAACCGCUGAACCGAUUGACGCUCAAAGAGCCAUGCAAAUUGGCCUCAUAUCACGAAUAGUCGUUGAUGAUCACGUUUCGAGUGAAGCCUUAAAAGUGGCUACAAAGAUUGCAGCCCUUAGUCGCACUGUUAUUACUCUUGGAAAAAAGUUUUUUUAUACUCAAACUCAAUUACCAGUGAUCGAUGCCUAUAAAAUGGGUGAAAGAAUUAUGAUUGAAAAUCUCUGCCUUAAAGAUGCACAAGAAGGAAUAGCAGCUUUUAUUGAUAAACGAGCUCCACGCUGGACACACACAAAUGAUAAAAAUGUAUAA
Messenger RNA from Dracunculus medinensis (Guinea worm), 471 nucleotides. The record is from the annotation of a GenBank genome assembly. NCBI's taxonomy places the organism in Eukaryota, Metazoa, Nematoda, Chromadorea, Rhabditida, Dracunculidae.